CUUCCUCCUCCUCCUCCUCCUCCUCCUCCUGCGGCUGCUGCCGCUUUUAUCGCGUCAUAUCUACGCUGCCACCGUGUCCGGGUAGCUGUAAUCGUUGACAUUUGAUUUCCUGUCCCUCAUUAUGCAGGUGAAGAUGUAAUAGCAGCUCACGACAGACGGGAUGAGCUCAGGUUGACAGGAUGAAUGGGAUCUUGUUCCCGUCAUUUCUUUGUAAAUUAAAAUUAGAAAAGCAAUGAAAUCCUACAACAGUGAGAUUUUCUUUUGCGCCUUGAAGCAGGACGCCGUUUCCACCUUUAACGGGCCUGCCUGCGCCUCACAGUCUGACUCAAACCCGACUUUGUUCAUCUGUGCGUCAUGACGCUGCUGCGGCGCUCUGAUUGGUGUCUGGCGCAGAAGACAACAGCAGCAGUGCAAUAAGAAACUGACCGUGGCGUGAGGACACUGAAAAACGUCCGCUGCGUGACACCAGGCAGCUGGUGAGCAGAGCGCCACCGAGGCGCUCUGCUCAUCAGCACGUCUCUACACACGCCAUGACUAAAGUUUCUGAAAUUGUCUUGCAGACACUGUAAUUUGCAUCAGCACUAAUAGAGAAAUCGCAAUCUGUUGAGAUUCCCCCACCUCUUUGGUUUGCCUCUACUUUCUAAUCUAAGCUCGGUGCGCACUGGGGCGCGCCUCGCGUUUCCCCUGUCCCUGCCCCCGUCCUCCUCCCUUGCUUGACUGGAUCACCUGUGCGCAAAGAUGCCGCGCUCCUUCCUGGUGAAGAGCAAGAAGGCGCACAGCUACCACCAACCACGGACUUUGGAGGAUGAUUACAGCAAGCUGGACACCAUCCUAGCGCACAUAUGCUCAGAUGCCGAUAAGCUCCCGGAGGAGGACGCCGACCUGUCGGCGGACCGGUACGGCCUCUCUCCGGCCUCCCACCCGGGCGACGCUGCUGACUUCUCCCCCAGGUCUCCGCUGAGCUGCGCCGACAGUUUCUGCGCUCGCUCCACGGAUUAUGAGGAUUUCUGGCGGCCCCCGUCUCCAUCCGCGUCCCCUGUUGACUCAGAGAAAUCGCUGUCUCCUCUGGAUGAAGCCCAGCCCUUCACUGUCUCUUUCCGGCCGUAUGCCUGGAGCAGCUACCCGGGCCAGGGGCUGGAGCUGCAGAGGCCCCUGGCGCAGCGCAGCCUGCAUGCCGGCCUGGAGGUGGACACAAGCCCGGCGGUGAUGGCGCUCUACGCGGACAGGAGCAGCCGCCCGGCUGUGUUUGGAGAGCGGGCUCUGGCAGAGGAGCCCUACGCGGACUACAGGAGGCACGCUGGCGCGCUGCUGUUCCCUGAGGCGGCCCUGCACGGGAAGGCUCCCGAUGGGAAGGCCCGGCCUGACCUGCUCUGUCCCAGCCUCAUUCUGAACGGGGCUUACAAGUGCGUCAAGUGCGGGAAGGUGUUUUCCACCCCACACGGCUUGGAGGUGCACGUCCGCAGAUCGCACAGCGGCACGAGGCCCUUCGCCUGCGACAUGUGCGGCAAAACGUUCGGCCACGCCGUGAGCCUGGAGCAACACAAGGCCGUGCACUCACAGGAGAGAAGCUUCGACUGCAAAAUUUGCGGCAAAAGUUUUAAGCGCUCCUCCACGCUCUCCACGCACCUGCUCAUCCACUCGGACACGCGGCCCUACCCGUGCCAGUACUGCGGGAAGAGGUUCCACCAGAAGUCCGACAUGAAGAAGCACACCUUCAUCCACACAGGCGAGAAGCCGCACAAAUGUCAGGUUUGCGGGAAGGCGUUCAGCCAGAGCUCCAACCUAAUCACGCACAGCAGGAAGCACACCGGAUAUAAGCCGUUCGCCUGCGACCUGUGCGGGAAAGGCUUCCAGAGGAAAGUGGACCUGAGGAGACACAAAGAGACGCAGCACGGACUGAAAUGAGCCGGAGGACAGCUGCAGAACCUGGACGCUGCUUUAUGGGCCCCCAUCUCCCCCUGGAAACGCAGGGGGCCAACCUGGACAGCAACGGAGGAAGAAAACAGCGUUUCUUCUGGAUCAAGAUACACACUGUUCCAUUCUCGAUUUAAAACAAAAACAACCAGAAAGAUCUGAGUCCCGUCAACGUAGUUUUUGUUCUAAUUUUAAUUUGUAUUAUUUAUGGCUGCAGUGAAAAGACCUGAGCAACACUAAUGACAGAAUCCUUCCGCGCAUUUCUUUUCGUCUUUUUUUUUUCUUUUUUAAAUAAACAGGCCCCAGAAAAGCCAAAGAUAAGCUGUGGACUGCGGAGAGAAAAUAAGAAGAAAAAUGGCAGAUGUGUUCAGAUAAAGCAUGAUUGAAAUAACUGUGUUAAACAGACAAUAAAAGCACCUGAUAAGGAUCUGCGCUUUCUGCUGAGGCUGGAGGUGUUGUUGUCUCCAGCUGGCAGAGAUGUGGGUAAACCGAG
Messenger RNA from Fundulus heteroclitus (mummichog), 2407 nucleotides. Its product is annotated as zinc finger protein Gfi-1. The transcript is spliced from 7 exons. The record is from RefSeq and is a predicted model, not a curated record. NCBI's taxonomy places the organism in Eukaryota, Metazoa, Chordata, Actinopteri, Cyprinodontiformes, Fundulidae. Gene Ontology annotation, cellular component: nucleus. The coding region runs from base 739 to 1905 and encodes 388 amino acids.